Stegodyphus dumicola is the source of this 1798-nucleotide messenger RNA. RefSeq names its product histone-lysine N-methyltransferase NSD3-like. Gene Ontology annotation, cellular component: nucleus. NCBI's taxonomy places the organism in Eukaryota, Metazoa, Arthropoda, Arachnida, Araneae, Eresidae. Gene Ontology annotation, molecular function: protein binding; histone methyltransferase activity. The record is from RefSeq and is a predicted model, not a curated record.
AUGGUGUACGGCAGGUUGAAUGUUACAACAGAUGUUUGCAGUUUGCACCAUCAGAUGCCAAAUAUGCCUGACACCGACGAACCAUUUGAAUGCCGCGAGUUAUUUGAUUCUUCUGGAGCACUUCUUCCCGAUUUGCUUCAAAAUGAUGUUUCACCAAAUGGGAGGCGAAACAUAUUAAGUUAUGUUAUAUUAUGUAGAAAUGAGCGGGGCCACUUAAUAGUUACCCUAAUUGUCAAUGCAAAAACCUUUGAAACAUUUGCUCUUCCAGCCGGAUUGAGCAUCAAAAUUAGGUCCUAUUCCGAAAAAGCAAAAGACAAUAAUUACUUCAAGCAGGAGAAGGCUCUGAAUGGGAAUUGCCUUAUUAUUCUCCAACUACACUUUUCUCCUACUAGACUUCGAGUAGUCAACAUUGUAGCAUUGAUAAGAACGGAAGAAGGAAUCGAGGUAUCUAAGGUGACCAAGCAGCCAUCAGAAAACAAAAAGCAUGUGGCGAAUAAAGUGCAUAUUAGAAGCAAAUCAAAACGAAAGACUGAAACUUCUGAAUGGGAAGAUAAUCAUUGUUUCGUUUGUAAAAGUCCUGGAUCUCUUAUUUUGUGUGAUAGGGAAGGAUGUAUAAGAGCUUACCACAUUCGUUGCCUAGGGCUAAACGAUGUACCUGCAGGAGAUUGGAUGUGUCCUUGGCAUUUUUGCAGUAGCUGCUCUUUGGAAGCUUAUUGUUUUUGUUCAAAUUGUCCAAUUUCGUAUUGUCGAAAACAUGUACCAUCAGGCCUACUGAUACGAGGCAGAUCAUUUAGAUGUGGUAAUUGUCAGAGACCUCAUGAGGCUUGCCCUUCAACAGAACCUUCAGAAAGUCCAAAUUCAUUGGUUGCAUUAGUGAGCCAGAGCUCCUCAGCUCCAUCUCUGAAUCAGUAUCCAGGUGAACUAACAUUUAAAUAUGAAUGCGAUACCAGUUGUCAACAGAAAUGCUUUCGUGACUCUGCGAAUUGCAGUGGUAUUGGGAGAAAUUUGUCUUCGAUCUUCAAAAUCUCAAAAUCAUCAGAAAAUAAAAAGCAUGUGAUGAAUAAAGCCCCUAUUAGAAGGAAGUCAAAACAAAAGAUUGAAACGGACGAUGAGGAAGAUAAUCAUUGUUUCAUUUGUAAAAAUCCCGGAUCUCUUCUUUUAUGCGAUAAAAAAGGAUGUAUCAGAGCUUACCACAUUCGCUGUAUUGGUAUGGAGACCAUACCAAAAGGAGACUGGAUGUGUCCUUGGCAUUUUUGCAGUAGCUGCCCUAUGGAAGCUUAUCUUUUUUGUUCAAAUUGUCCAGUUUCAUAUUGUCGAAAACAUUUACCAUCAGGCCUAAUGAUACAGCGCAAAUCAUUUAGAUGUGAUAAUUGUAAGAGACCUCAUGAGGCCUGUCCUUCAACAGAACCUUCAGAAAGUCAGAAUUCAUUGGCUGCAUUAGUGAGCCAGAGCUCAUCAGCUCCAUCUUUGAAUCAGUAUCCAGGUGAAGAACUAGCAUUUAAUUCAGAAUGUGAUAGAUGUUGCCAACAGAAAUCCUUUUGUGGCUAUGCAAAUUGCAGUGGUAUUGGGAGAAAUUUGUCUUCGAUCUUCAAAAUUUCAAAAUCAUUAGAAAAUAAAGAGCAUGUGAUGAAUAAAGCCCCUAUUAGAAGGAAGUCAAAACGAAAGACUGAAACGGACGAUGGGGAAGAUAAUCAUUGUUUCAUUUGUAAAAAUCCCGGAUCUCUUCUUUUAUGCGAUAAAAAAGGAUGUAUCAGAGCUUACCACAUUCGCUGUAUUGGUAUGGAGACCAUACCAGAAG